CGCACAGCGCGGAACUGAGUCAACGUAUUUUCCAGAUUCUCGAAGGGCAGGGCGCAGGGCGGCUGGCCCCCGCAACAAGAGACUCCAGUCGGCUACUUCCCUAGCUGAACCCACCCGGCUGCCGCUAGCGAUCGAUGCCUUCAGAUGAGAUUUAACACUCCGCCGUGCAUAUAGUUGCUUUGACGCUGAUUCGCCGUUGGUCGUCCAAAGAUUACAACCUGACAAAAUGACAGAUUCCACGGUGGCCGACACUCGCCGGUUGAAUUCCAAGCCCCAGGACCUGACGGAUGCCUACGGCCCCCCCAGCAAUUUUCUGGAAAUAGACGUUUUCGAUCCACAAAUCGUUGGAGUCGGACGGACCCGCUACACAACCUACGAAGUUCGCAUGCGGACAAACCUUCCCAUUUUCAAACUGAAGGACUCCUGCGUGAGAAGAAGAUACAGCGACUUUGAGUGGUUAAAGAUUGAGCUGGAAAGAGACAGUAAGAUUGUAGUACCACCUCUGCCGGGCAAAGCCCUGAAGAGACAGUUGCCGUUCCGUGGAGACGAGGGCCUUUUUGACCCAAGCUUCAUUGAUGAGCGGCGAUCUGGCCUGGAGCAGUUCAUCAACAGAAUUGCAGGUCACCCCUUGGCCCAGAACGAGCGCUGUCUUCACAUGUUCCUGCAAGAUGAAAGCAUUGACCGUAACUACAUUCCUGGAAAAGUAUGAAUGAAACUGCUGCACCUGCCCCGUGUACAUUUAUUUCUACAUCACGUCAUUGUAAAGCCGCUGGAAAUGUCAGAACUGAUGAGUGUCAACGGUGUCGGAAAAACACAACUAUUGCUCAAAACUUUAUUGAAAUCCAUUGUAUUAAACAUUUGAUGUUAUGUCUUUAUUCAGCCAUUCCACAUAUUAUAUGUACAUUAUUUUUGAUUCAGUAAUCAGAGAAAAUUAAAACAUGUUCCAUUUUAUCAUAGCUAGAUUUUUCUUUUUUUACAAUGAUGGUUAUGUUUUCUGAAUGUCUCUUUUUUUAGUUUUUAAUUGAGUCAAUCACGUUUUAAAAAGAGUUUAAUUUCCUGCUUCAAUUUGGGUUUCUCGGUGCGAGCACAUAUGAGAUUUUGAUGGAAACCUCCCAAAGUCGAGCAACAUGUAGCAUGUUGGGAAAUAAAGACAGCGACGUGUCAUUCCAGUCAGUGUAUUUUCUCCUGAGGUUUAUUUUCUGGAAACACUCUUGAAUCAGGAUUCUUUUACAACUAACUGUUUUAACUCUGCUGUCUGAGUUACAUCAUCCUGCUGUGUUGUCAAGUCAGCUAUUGGGAAUGUUAAUUUAGGUAAAAUAACAAUAUCUAAGCACUGUGACAAGAGGUUCAUUAUAUGAACAAUAUUUCAUUGCUCCAAAGGCGUAAUCAGCAUCUGGUUCAUUGAUCCACAAUAAGGAUAGUUCUGUGCUUAUUUUUCCAGUUUUCCAGUUUUGUUUUUCUUUCGGUCAAUAUUAUUGUGAAGUGUAUUAAUACAUGUUACCAUUGCAGUUCCGCUCUGGGUGACUGGGAACCUCCUUGUUACUCUUGUCCUCCCAAUUAAAUUUCCUGCUGCC
Messenger RNA from Hippoglossus stenolepis (Pacific halibut), 1574 nucleotides. It is a transcript of the gene snx12, whose product is annotated as sorting nexin 12. Lineage: Eukaryota; Metazoa; Chordata; Actinopteri; Pleuronectiformes; Pleuronectidae. Gene Ontology annotation, molecular function: phosphatidylinositol-3-phosphate binding. The record is from RefSeq and is a predicted model, not a curated record. Bases 227 to 709 code for a protein of 160 amino acids. Gene Ontology annotation, cellular component: early endosome membrane; retromer complex. Gene Ontology annotation, biological process: late endosome to Golgi transport; endocytic recycling. The transcript is spliced from 6 exons.